GUCGUCGUCGUCGUCGUCUUUCUUUUUAAAAAGUUCCAGUCUUUGCUGUUCCUGUUGAUGCUCGGAGCCUGCUGAUUCGAAACCACCGUCUGGUUCGGUUCCCCAUCUCUGGGCAGCUGCCUGCACCUGUGAAACGCUGUUUCUUCGGUCCCGGGAGCCCGUCCCGUUACUGCCCUGCUAAGGCGAACGAGGGUUUUCCAUAUCAGUAAAAGGAAGUUUCAUUGCUGGUGGCACCAAGCGGUUGCAGCUCAUAUACAAAAGGGGGAUCCCGGUGUAGGCUAAACUGGUAGACAUGGGUUAUGACUCGGGUGGAGCUUCUCAGGAUAGCAGGGAUGAUGAUGACGAAGAGGAAUAUGAAGAGGGUGGGAGUGGUAACCGCUUUUUGGGUUUUAUGUUCGGAAAUGUUGACAAUUCUGGGGACCUCGAUGCAGAUUAUCUUGAUGAGGAAGCGAAAGAGCAUCUGGCUGCAUUGGCCGAUAAGCUGGGUUCAUCUUUGACCGACAUAGAUUUGUCCAUAAAAUCGCCUCGAACUCAAGCUGAUGCUUCUGAACAAGAUUAUGAUGAGAAGGCCGAAGAUGCUGUUGACUAUGAAGACAUUGAUGAACAAUAUGAGGGGCCUGAGGUUCAAGCUGCUACUGAGGAGGAAAAUUUGUUUCCAGAAAAGGAAUAUCUUUCUGCUCAGAUCCCUUUUACGAAUAUGAGCAGCUCGAAUAAUGUGUUUGAUGACGAAAAUUAUGAUGAGGAUGAGGAACCUGAAAAGGAGCAGGAGAUGGUGGAUAAAAGUUUGGAAAGUCAAAUUGCUUUAUCAGAAGUGCAGGCUUCAGGUCAAGAAGCAGCCCCCAAAGUUGAAGUACCUUCUGACCACGAGCUUCAUGUUGGCACACCAGAUGAGGAAAAUUUUGAUCUUGAUUUAAAAGAUGAUGAGGAGAUGGAAGAGGCUCCCAAAGAACCAUCAGAGAAUAUCAGUCCGGCCCCACUGCCUGUUCUGUGUAUAGAAAAUGGAAUGGUCAUAUUAAGGUUCUCAGAAAUCUUUGGCAUUCAGGAAUCUUCGAAAAGGAGAUACAAGAGGGAUCAUAUGUUCUUGAUGCACAAAGAAAAAGUAAAGUCCAUCGAUGCUUCUGAUCUUGUCGAAGAGGAUGAGGAGGCUUUUUUGAGAGGCUUCAGUCAAGAGUUUUCAUCCAUGAAACAGGAGCAUCAAGUUCAUGAUGAUGUCAUGAAGACUAUGUACGACGAAAUGGUGUCAGAAAAAUUCGGUCUGAAGGCAAAUGUGGAAAUGUUGGACAGUUUUCUGAGUGGAGCACGAAUGAAAGAGGACUUAACAAUUGACCUUUCGACAGUGUGGGAGGUGCCACAAAGUCCAAACUUUUAUCCACUCGAUCAGCAAGAUUGGGAAAACAGCAUUCUCUGGGAUGCAGAUUCUCCGGGCAGUGAUAAUUCUGCAGAGGUUCAUGACAUUUAUGGACUUAACAUGGGGGUCAAGGAAGUCAAGAGUGAUGGAUAUUCCAUUUGGAGCUCUCCCAUGUCCAAAAAUAUGGUGAGACAAACUGACUCUGAAGACACAAAUCUCGUGGUUCCUGCAAAGAUGAGCCAUCCUCAACUCUUGAGGUUAGAAUCUUGCGAAGAAGCAGAAGAUUCUAGUCAUCCAUAUGGCAUGGAGAACACUGUUACGGCACAAUUUAGCAAGUUUUCUUUACAGAAUCAGCAAAUGAUGGAAGGAUCUUGGUUAAAUGACAUAAUUUGGGAGCCGAACAGACCCAUUACAAGACAGAAGCUUAUACUUGAUCUUGAAGAUAGGCAGAUGCUCUUUGAGGUUGUAGAUGAGAAGAACGAGAGUGAGCUUUGGUUACAUGCAGGGGCUAUGCUCGUGAGCUGUUCUUCAGAAUCCCAUGGCCAUGAUUCUCUCGAGCUACCCAAUCAUGGAAAUGAGACAUAUUCAAGAUUUGAUAUUGCCAACGAUAUUUUCUAUUCAAACAGGAAAACUUCUCAACAAUUGAAUACGAACUCUGAGAAGCGUACAUCUUACGGCGUUGAAGUUUAUCAUUCUGCACCUGCUCUUAAGUUGGAGACGACGAAACCAAAGUUGAGCAAUAAAGAUAUAGCCAAUUUUCAUCGGCCUAAAGCUCUAUGGUAUCCCCAUGACAAUGAAGUUUUUAAGGAGCGUGGAAAGCUGCCAACCCAAGGCCCUAUGAAAAUUAUAGUGAAGAGUUUGGGAGGCAAAGGAAGUAAACUUCAUGUUGACAGUAAGGAAACAAUCUCUUCGAUCAAGGCAAAAGCUUCAAAGAAGCUAGAUUUCAAGCCAUCUGAGCCGGUGAAGAUAUUCUAUCGAGGAAAGGAACUUGAGGAUGACAAGUCUCUCUCUGCCCAAAAUGUACAGCCAAAUUCCCUAUUACAUGUAGUGCGUACAAAAAUCCAUUUGUUACCCAGAGCACAGAAGAUCCCUAGUGAGAAUAAAUCAUUGCGACCUCCUGGGGCUUUUAAGAAGAAAUCAGAGCUCUCUGUGAAAGAUGGUCAUGUCUUUCUAAUGGAGUAUUGUGAGGAAAGGCCCUUACUGUUGAGCAACGUCGGGAUGGGUGCAAGAUUUUGCACAUACUAUCAGAAGACAGCCCCAAGUGAUCAAACUGGCAAUUUAUUGUCCAGCGAAAACAGAAGUUUAGGGUCUCUUUUAGCACUUGACCCUGCUGAUAAAUCCCCCUUUCUCGGAGAGAUAAAACCUGGUUCCACUCAAUCUUCCCUUGAAACCAACAUGUUCAGAUCACCAGUGUUCCCUCAUAAGGUGUCCUCGACAGAUUAUCUUUUGGUUCGUUCAGCAAAAGGAAAGCUUUCAAUAAGGCGCAUUGACAAGAUUAAUGUUGUCGGCCAGCAGGAGCCUCUGAUGGAAGUUAUGUCCCCUGGGAGUAAGGAACUUCAGUAUUAUCUCCUAAACAGGGUUGUGGUGCAUAUGUUCCGCGAGUUCCGUGCCCUGAAAAAGCGCAACUUGACUCCAUGUAUUCUUGCGGAUGAGUUAGUUUCUCAUUUCCCACAUCUCUCUGAAGCCUUUCAUCGGAAUAGGCUGAAAAAGAAUGGAUUUGCAGAUCUUAAGAGGGGACCUACUGGACAAUGGAUCUGGAAGUUGAGACCAAAUGUCAACAUCCCAUCGGAAGAAGCAUUGAGAAAACACGUGCCACCGGAGAAAGUUUGUGCUUAUGAAAGUAUGCAAGCAGGUCUUUACAGACUGAAGCAUUUAGGAAUCACAAGACUGAUGAAUCCCACAGUCAUCGCAUCAGCGAUGAGUCAGCUUCCAAAUGAGGCAAUAGCUUUAGCUGCUGCGUCACACAUUGAAAGGGAACUGCAGAUCACUCCCUGGAGCUUAAGUAGCAAUUUUGUCGCCUGCACGAACCAGGUAAAAGAAAAUCUUGAGCGCUUGGAAAUUUCCGGUGUCGGCGAUCCUUCAGGUCGGGGCCUCGGCUUUAGCUAUGUUCGUAGUACCCCAAAGGCACCAGUUUCGAAUGCAAUGACAAAGAAAAAGGCUGCAGCUAAGGGCACCACAGUUACUGGAACAGAUGCUGAUCUACGUAGACUGAGCAUGGAAGCUGCACGGGAGGUCUUACUAAAGUUCAAUGUUCCCGAUGAAGUAAUCGCAAAACAGACAAGGUGGCAUCGAAUUGCAAUGAUACGUGAAUUUUCCAGUGAACAAGCAGCCUCUGGGGUCAAGGUGGACCCAACGACCAUCGGCAAAUAUGCACGAGGUCAAAGAAUGUCAUUUGUUCAGCUCCAGCAGCAGACAAGGGAAAAAUGCCAGGACAUUUGGGACAGACAAUUUCAGUCUCUCACAGCCAUUGAUGAAGGUGCCAGUGACUCUGAGUCAAAUAGUGAUUUGGACUCUUUUGCUGGCGAUCUGGAGAACUUGCUUGAUGCAGAGGAAUGUGAAGGAGAUGAAGUGAUUAAUGAACCCAAGCAUGACCGAUCCGACAGUGUGAAGGGACUUAAGAUGAGGAGAUAUCCAUCCCAAACUGAGGUUCAGGAGAAGGAUGAGGACGAGGCUGCUGAAGCAGCUGAGCUAUGCAGGAUGCUGAUGGACGAUGAGAAGACGGGGUUGACAAAGAAGAAGAAGGCUGGACUGGCACGGAAGGAAGUUGGGGCUGUGGGCCCACUUUUAGGCUUUGGUUCUGAGAAUGUAGAGCGUAUCAAGAAACCCAAGAAAAUGGUCAAGCAAAUUAUUAGUUCGAUCCAACCUGACAAAGCUUAUAAUGGGAUGGAGAACAUUUUAGGAGAGAAGAAAGAUGGGGAAGUUCUGGCCAUCAAGGAUGAUCUUCUCCCAAAAGUGAAAGCAAAGAAAGUUAAGAUAUUGGGUGAUGGAAUGAAGCAGAUAUUUAAGGAGAAGAAAUCAGCUAGAGAGAGUUUUGUUUGCGGAGCCUGUGGUCAGCUUGGACACAUGAGGACAAACAAGAACUGCCCAAGGUAUGGAGAAGAUCCAGAAGCACAAGCUGACCGUGGAGAUCCUGACAAGGUUUCUGCAAAGUCUAGUUCUCUUGAUCCUUCCAGUCAACACCAACAGAAGCAUGCCACCAAAAAGGUCGCACAGAAAAGUGUGGGAAAAACUGCUCUGGUGGAAGCACCAGAAUGUGAAAAAUCCCUCACAAAGGUGAAAUCUCUGAAGCUUAAGUGUGGGUCAGUUGACAAGAUAUUGGACAACACCAACCCCGGACCCACUCGAAGCUCGGACCAAAUGGUUUUGCCUGUGGCUGACAAUAAGCCCAACACAAAGGUCAGCAAGAUAGUUAUUUCUAGCAAAUCGAAACAAGGAGAAGUGCAAGUUGAAUCUCAGAAGCCUAAUAUUGUGAUACGACCACCUGAUCGUGGUCAAGCUGAGACUCCGAAGGCCUCCAUUGUGUUUCGGCCACCCAUGGCAAUAGUCCAGAGCAAACUUGAACCUCCUAAGCCCUCAAUCGUGAUAAAACCGCCUACAGACAUAGAGAAGGAACAGACCCAAAAAAGAAUAAAGAUCAGAAGGCCAAAAGAGGUUGUUGACCUUGAUCAGGUGAGUCAAGAAGGUAGUGUUGAUUUUGAUUAUAGGAAGACAAAGAAAAUAGUUGAGCUGUCAGGAUUUGAUAAUUACGGGAGGAAUGAAACUGGGAUCUUCAGCGAGUCUUCGUCGAAAAGGAAGCCUCGGGAAGAUCAGAGAUGGUGGGAGGAGGAAGAAAAAAGGAGACAUGCAGAGAUGGUGAGAGAAGAGAGGACAAGGAGGCUUUACAUGGAAGAAACGAGGAUGCUAGAGGAGCAGGAGAGAUUAGCGGAGAUCGAAAGGUAUGAGGUCUCGAUAAGGAGGGAAAGAGAGGAAGAAGAGCGGCUGAAGGCAAAGAAGAAGAAGAAGAAGAUGAAGAGGCCUGAAGUGGAGUAUGUAGAGGAGGAUUACAGAGGUAGCAGAAGAAACGACGGGAGGCCUGAUAGAGACCGAACUGCGAGGAGGAAACCUGAGGUGGCAAAAGUUGCUGCAGACUUUGGCCCUCCAACAAAGCGCCGUAGAGGUGGAGAGGUUGGUUUAGCAAACAUAUUGGAGCACAUCGUCGAGGUCCUCAGAAGCAGGCAAGAGGUAUCGUAUCUCUUCCUCAAGCCCGUAACCAAGAAAGAGGCUCCCGACUAUCUGGACAUAGUCAAGAAGCCGAUGGAUCUCUCCACUAUCCGAGAGAAAGUCAGGAGGUUGGAGUACAAGAGCCGAAACGAGUUUAGGCACGACGUGUGGCAAAUUGCGUUCAAUGCCCACUUGUACAAUGACAGACGGAAUCCUGGGAUCCCUCCACUUGCAGAUCAGCUGUUAGAGCUGUGUGACUACUUGUUGGACGAACAUACUGAUAGCUUGGAUGAAGCUGAAGAGGCUAUCGAGGAUUAAGCAUAGUUAGCGUAGUUAGCAUUUUUGUAACUUGUAAUUGUUUCUGCGGUUGCCCAACGUUUUUCUGCCCCGGGCUUCCUUUCUCGUGUACAUAUUUAUCUUUUUGGUUCCAAUGUAUCUAUAGGCGGUUUCCUUCUCUCUAUAUAUGGGAUCUUUGAGGGGGCCAAUAUAUAGUGGAACUGUGUUUAUUUGUGAGAUGCCGUGAGUAUCUAGUACAGUUAGAUUUAUAUACAGAUAUUUCUCGCCCAUUGGGACAUUUGCAGCUUUCGGGACCUAUGUAAUCAAAUCUUGCCCGUUGGAGAGGAAGGAGACGAAAA
Molecule: messenger RNA, 6183 nt
Organism: Punica granatum (pomegranate)
Lineage: Eukaryota; Viridiplantae; Streptophyta; Magnoliopsida; Myrtales; Lythraceae
Source: RefSeq, a predicted model, not a curated record